Colletotrichum abscissum is the source of this 1041-nucleotide messenger RNA. RefSeq names its product SAGA-associated factor 29. The transcript has a single exon. Gene Ontology annotation, cellular component: SAGA complex. Lineage: Eukaryota; Fungi; Ascomycota; Sordariomycetes; Glomerellales; Glomerellaceae. The record is from RefSeq and is a predicted model, not a curated record. Bases 1 to 1041 code for a protein of 346 amino acids.
AUGUCUCAGCGAAACCGAAGCGGCCGCGGCUCAAACCGCAACAAUGGCAGCGGCCAUGGCGAAGAGGUGCAGCUAUGGGAAUCUGCGAAGGAAAAGUUCCACGAGGUUGUGAACGGUGUCAACCAAGAAAAUGACAACUUGGCCGAGCUAUUGAAGCUUGACAAGAAGGCAGCCAUGGCCAGCAUGGACGGUGGAAACCCAUCAGGCAGCGAUCUUAACAAGAUGGAGCAGAACUGCCGUUCUGGUGUCAAGCUGUCGGAGAACAACUCGAACAACAUCAAGAACCUCAUUGAACAGCUUAAAAUUCUCAAGGCUGUGCAGCAGGCCAAGGAAGCAGCAGAGGCUCCAGCGACAACCGGCGCUUCAUCACGGACCGGGAGCUCGACCCGCAAUCGGGACGCUGCCGCGGCAGCACUCUACGACUUUGACGGAGCCGGUGACUCUCCGGUGCCUAGCCCCAUCGGCGGAAGCUCGCGCAAGUACGGCGACCGGGGUAGCAACCGCGACAGUAUGCCUCCCAAGGCAGAUAGCGUCGAGCCACAGGGUUCCACGGGCUCCAACACGGCAGGUUCAUCGUCAGGCGCCUUGGGGUCAAGCGCUUCCUCUGCCGCUCGAAGCAAGAUAUCGUUCUCCAAAGGAGACAAGGUAGCGUUCAAACGGAAGAAAGAUGAGCCGCAGCAGGGUGAGGCACCGUAUGAUUGGAUACUAGGUGAGGUGGUCGGCGUCAUUGGCGAAGGCAAGAGCCGGCGGUACAAGUGCUUGGAUGUGGAGCCGGAGGACAACGUCAAGCCGAAGGAGUACAAGACCUUUGCGUCGGGCAUGAUACCGAUCCCGGCGGAGAACCAGACACACAAUCUCGCUAAGCUGGAGGGGGGCAGGAUGGUCCUCGGGCUCUACCCACAGACAACGGCAUUUUACGCAGCAGACGUUGUCGGCACGGAGCCGGACGGCAAGACGGUCAACCUCAAGUUUCAUGGCGAAAACGACUCAUCGACUACGCAUCAGGUGGAGCGGCGCUACGUGCUGGAGUACCGGCCCUGA